This is a messenger RNA of Poecile atricapillus (Black-capped chickadee), 3474 nucleotides long. It is a transcript of the gene ALDH1A2, whose product is annotated as aldehyde dehydrogenase 1 family member A2. Lineage: Eukaryota; Metazoa; Chordata; Aves; Passeriformes; Paridae. Gene Ontology annotation, molecular function: aldehyde dehydrogenase (NAD+) activity. The record is from RefSeq and is a predicted model, not a curated record. The transcript has 15 exons. Bases 1075 to 2583 code for a protein of 502 amino acids.
CAACUUUCUAGACUUCCUCUUUGGAAAACAAUAUUGCAAGGCUGAGAGUUACUAAAGAUGGUAGUUUAGGCUCCUAUUACUGUGUAGCUUGUGAUGUUAUUCUCCAGAAAAAUUAGAAAUAGGGAGAUUUGGAGGGACAGAGUUUCACCGCGCUAACUCCCAGGGGUGGGUCCCAGAUUUAGGCGUGGUCAGUUAGCAUUGGCUACCAGACAGAGCCUGUGGGUAACAGAAAUGCUGUCUCAGCCUGGCUUCCUGGCACAGGUGCUCUCCACAGUCUCUAAACCCCAUCCCAGCAACCCAAAAUGGCUUUCAGCAAAGACAUGAAUCAACUGUGCUGUAGGCUGUGAACUCUCCUCUCAAUUUGUAACAGCUUUGCCACACAGUUCUUACACUGUCCUAUUACUAUAACUUCUUUUGCAUACACGCUGUUUUUCAAGGAUUUCUGUCCUCUGACUUACCAGGUUGCCCCUUUCAUUAGCUCCAAUUUAAAUUAAGGGUUUAAUAUUUAUCUGUACUUUAAGUGCUUAGUAGCUGACAAAGCUUAAAAGCAACAGCAAUAAAUAGAAUGGCAGAUACUAGAUUGAAAAAGACCUUUGAAAUCAUCAAGUCCAACCUAUUACCUAACAGCACCUCAGCAACUAAACCAUGGCACUGAGUGCCAUAUCCAAUCUCUUUUUAAACAUCUCCAGGGACAGUGAUUCCACCACCUCCUUGGGCAGGUGAUUCCAGUGCCCAAUCACUCUUUCAGUGAAGAAUUUCUUUCCUGAUGUGUAAUCUAAACUUCCCCUGCACAGCUUAAGAUAACAGCAGAAAAGGCAGUUUCUUCACAAUAAACUCUUGGUACUGCUGCUAACUUGUGCAGUCUAAACACAAGUUGAGGUAUCCAAGCAUUGAGAAAGCUGCAGUUUAAUCCAGUUGUAUGCAGUGGAACACCUGGUUGAAAAAGGGAAAGAAAAUGCAGUGUUGUUACUGUUUUCUACUGCUCCCUCACCUGAGCCCUGCUCCCAGAGUCAGAAUGAUAACGAUGGCAGUGCCACCCAUAAAUAUUGAAACUGCGUCAUCUGAGGGAAGAAAAUGAAGACAUCUUCCAAAAAUGGAAGUUAUAUUGGUUCUCCUGCUGAGGAAGUCAAAGAAAAAAUUCAGAUUUUCAUCAAUAAUGAGUGGCAGAAUUCUGAAAGUGGAAGAAUAUUCCCAGUAUAUAAUCCAGCAACAGGAGAACAAAUCUGUGACAUUCAGGAAGCUGACAAAGUUGAUACAGACAAGGCAGUGAGGGCAGCUCGGCUGGCUUUUUCCCUGGGGUCUGUUUGGAGGAGAAUGGAUGCCUCGGAAAGAGGCCAUCUUUUGGAUAAAUUAGCAGACUUGGUCGAAAGGGACAGGGCAAUUCUUGCUACCAUGGAAUCACUGAACAGUGGCAAACCAUUCUUGCAAGCUUUCUAUGUAGAUCUCCAGGGAGUCAUAAAAACCCUGAGGUAUUAUGCCGGUUGGGCAGACAAAAUCCAUGGAAUGACCAUUCCUGUAGAUGGAGAUUAUUUUACGUUUACAAGACAUGAACCCAUCGGAGUGUGUGGACAGAUCAUCCCUUGGAACUUCCCCCUGCUGAUGUUUGCAUGGAAGAUUGCUCCUGCUCUGUGCUGUGGCAAUACAGUAGUUAUUAAACCAGCAGAACAAACACCACUCAGUGCUCUCUACAUGGGUGCCCUCAUCAAGGAGGCUGGCUUUCCACCAGGAGUUGUCAAUAUUUUGCCAGGAUUUGGUCCAAUUGUUGGUGCAGCCAUAGCCUCUCAUGUUGGCAUUGAUAAAAUUGCUUUUACUGGAUCCACUGAGGUUGGGAAGCUGAUCCAAGAAGCAGCUGGAAGGAGUAAUUUGAAGAGAGUUACACUGGAGCUGGGUGGGAAAAGCCCAAACAUUAUUUUCGCAGAUGCUGAUUUGGACUAUGCUGUGGAACAAGCUCACCAAGGAGUCUUCUUCAAUCAAGGUCAGUGCUGCACUGCAGGCUCACGGAUUUACGUGGAAGAAUCAAUCUAUGAAGAGUUUGUCAGAAGGAGUGUAGAACGUGCAAAGAGGAGAGUUGUGGGGAGUCCUUUUGACCCAACUACAGAACAAGGUCCACAGAUUGAUAAAAAACAAUACAACAAGAUCUUGGAACUGAUUCAAAGUGGCAUCACUGAAGGAGCAAAACUUGAAUGUGGGGGAAAGGGGCUGGGAAGAAAGGGAUUCUUCAUUGAACCUACGGUGUUUUCCAAUGUAACAGAUGACAUGCGGAUUGCCAAGGAGGAGAUUUUUGGGCCUGUUCAAGAAAUACUGAGAUUUAAAACCAUGGAUGAAGUUAUAGAGAGAGCCAACAAUUCUGAUUUUGGGCUGGUAGCUGCUGUCUUUACAAAUGACAUAAACAAGGCCCUGACAGUCUCCUCAGCAAUGCAGGCUGGGACGGUCUGGAUAAAUUGCUACAAUGCCUUAAAUGCCCAAAGUCCUUUUGGAGGAUUCAAAAUGUCUGGCAAUGGGAGAGAGAUGGGUGAAUGUGGAUUGAGAGAAUAUUCUGAAGUUAAAACUGUGACAAUAAAGAUCCCUCAGAAGAACUCCUAAAACGACAAAGGACCGUGUUGUGCAGAAGAGCACAUGAUGCCACCUUCUCUAUUCCUUAUGGAGACCAGCACUCAGGAAUAAAAAGUGUUACACAAUAUUUAAGAAAUUAAGUUGCAACAUAUAUACUGGGCACAUAACUGCAUACGUAAUGCAAACCAACUCUGCAUGUUUUCAUGAAACUCUCCUGAGAAUCGUUACAUCUUUUUAAAACAAAUUAUAAUGAGAUAAAAUUGCUACUGGGCAUCAUUUAAUAACGGUUCCAGCUAUAAAACUGUUAAAUGCAAAUGCAUGCACACACACAUUUAUCUCUUCCUUAAAUAAACAAAGUAAGUCUUACUGCUUUCAGGCUGCCUUCUCAAACAGACCUGCCUUGUACUGACAUUGUAGUUUCAAUCAGGGCUCUACAAGCCAGAUUUCACCCAAAACACUAGCAGUGAACAACACAAACAAGUGUCAUUGAUGUUCUUAAAAAAUAAAAGAUUCUGAAUGGUAAUGGCCCCAAACCUGGCAUAGUGGCAACUUUCCAAUUAGCACGCCCACAGAAAGAGGUCAGACUGGGGAGGGAAUCAAUCUGCUGCAUGGCCAAUGAAAGCCAAAUACUUAUCAGCGAGAUUUGGCUUUCAGGGCUCACAACAAUUCGGAUUUCAAAGCUUAUUUUCAUAAUUACUUUAUGUCUUGCUAUAAGCAAAAAGUCCUCCUUCAUUUCCAGGAACUUGAAGGGAUUUACCUGCCUGCCAAAAGAGCAAGGCCAGACAGGGUGGGUGGGUGUUAACGAGAACAGGAACAGAUUCCAAGGCUUCACAGAAUACUUUAGCUUUCACUGCUUGUCUAGUUUUGUUGUUGUUGAUGUUGUUGUUACUGUUGUUGCUUUCACCUUGUUGUUUUUUUUUU